Messenger RNA from Mytilus trossulus (common blue mussel), 1077 nucleotides. Its product is annotated as carbohydrate sulfotransferase 9-like. NCBI's taxonomy places the organism in Eukaryota, Metazoa, Mollusca, Bivalvia, Mytilida, Mytilidae. Gene Ontology annotation, biological process: carbohydrate biosynthetic process. The transcript has a single exon. Gene Ontology annotation, molecular function: sulfotransferase activity. Gene Ontology annotation, cellular component: membrane. The record is from RefSeq and is a predicted model, not a curated record. Bases 1 to 1077 code for a protein of 358 amino acids.
AUGACGAAUAGAUAUCUGCACCAGCUUUCACAGUGUAAAAGUUUGGGAGAUAUGGAGAUUAAAACAUCAGAGAGAAUGUUUCGUCGCCAACUACAACCAAACAAAGCUUAUAAAUUCAUUUACUGUGGAAUAGAAAAGGCUGGAUCAACAUUCUGGAGACGUUUACUUCAAUAUGUACAGCUAGGCAAAAUACAAACACCUUAUCGAAUAAGACCAGAACUAGCGAAUUCUUACUAUGUGGAUUUAUCUAAAACAACGUUAUUGGAAGUGCUAGGUUUACUGAAGUCAUUUACAAAAUUUAUAUUUGUGAGAAAUCCCUAUACAAGAUUACUUUCUGGUUUUAUUGACAAAUUAUACUCUCCUAAUCCGUAUUACUGGAACAAAAUAGGCAUUCCUGCUACCAGGUUAGCAAGGGAGAUAACAAAUACAUGUGGACAUGAUGUAUCUUUUAAAGAGUUUGUAGAGUACAUUAUUCAUUCUAAUAAUAAUCCAAAGAUCAAACGUGACGUUCAUUUUAUUCCAGCUUAUCAAUUGUGCCUUCCUUGUCACAUACAAUAUGAUUUCAUUGGUAAAAUAGAAUCAUUUGAAAACGACGUUAUGUUCAUACUGGAAAAACUAAAUUUAACACAAUAUAUACCGGUUUUACAGAAUUUUAAAAAUCAAUCAGUCGUUGAUGCUAUUUAUGAUGUUAGUCACACUUUUAUAGAAUUCAGAAAAGAAGCUUCAAAAUGUUUAAGCUUUGAAGAGAGUCUCAAAAGGACGUGGCGAAAGCUUCAGUUAAGGGGAAUAAUAGCGGAUGAAAUUAACUUGCCUUUUUCAUAUACAGAGGCAGAAAAUAUUACAGAAGAGAAAUUAUUGUCAACCUUUAUCAAAUCUUUUAAGCAAUCACAAAAAUUUGACUUGCGAUCACAAAAACGAAAACAUCUUAUUUAUGCUUAUAGCACUAUUUCUUUACAGACUUUAGAGAAAUUAGCAAAGGUAUUUAUUAUAGAUUUUAAAAUAUUUGAUUACAAUAUGUACCCUGCAUCUAUAUUCCAGAACAAAAAUAUUUCAGAACACAGUGUAGCUCAAUGGUAA